This is a messenger RNA of Notolabrus celidotus (New Zealand spotty), 2106 nucleotides long. RefSeq names its product synaptosomal-associated protein 25-A-like. The record is from RefSeq and is a predicted model, not a curated record. Gene Ontology annotation, molecular function: SNAP receptor activity; voltage-gated potassium channel activity; syntaxin-1 binding. Bases 220 to 834 code for a protein of 204 amino acids. Gene Ontology annotation, cellular component: plasma membrane; synaptobrevin 2-SNAP-25-syntaxin-1a-complexin I complex. Lineage: Eukaryota; Metazoa; Chordata; Actinopteri; Labriformes; Labridae. Gene Ontology annotation, biological process: exocytosis; synaptic vesicle priming; synaptic vesicle fusion to presynaptic active zone membrane. The transcript is spliced from 9 exons.
CAACAGUAACUUCCUGUGAUGACCCAGACCGGGCACAGUGUGUAUAAGCAGGGGGAGGAGGGCGGUGUGUUUCCACUAGGGACAGUCCCGUUGAGUGGAGCGGCAGCACAGACGGACAUUUUCAUCUUUACCAGAACCAAAUACAGCAAAACUAACAGAAGAAGAGCAGAACAAACUCAACGAGUCCUUCUUGCUUGAGGUCAAAGUUCAACACUCAUCAUGGCAGACGAAUCAGACAUGCGCAAUGAGUUGGCCGACCUGCAGACGCGCGCCGACCAGAUAGCUGAUGAGUCUUUGGAGAGCACUCGGCGUAUGCUGGCUCUGGUCGAGGAGAGUAAAGAUGCCGGCAUCAGGACUCUGGUCAUGUUGGAUGAGCAGGGAGAACAACUUGAUCGUGUGGAGGAGGGCAUGAACAAGGUGAACGCAGACCUGAAGGAUGCCGAGAAAGAUUUAAAAGAUAUAGGACAGUGCUGUGGUCUGAUUUGCCCAUGUAUUAAAAAGAUUAAGGGCGGAGGCCAGGCCUGGGGAGCAAACCAGGAUGGAGUGGUGAACAGCCAGCCUGGAGCUCGAGUGGUGGAUGAACGUGAACAGAUGGCCAUCAGUGGGGGCUUCAUCCGCAGGGUAACAGAUGACGCCCGGGAGAAUGAGAUGGAUGAGAACCUUGAGCAGGUGGGCGGGAUCAUUGGGAAUCUGCGUCACAUGGCCCUGGACAUGGGCCAGGAGAUCGACACCCAGAACCGCCAGAUCGAUAGGAUCAUGGAGAAGGCUGAUUCCAACAAGACCAGGAUUGACGAAGCCAACCAGAGGGCUACAAAGAUGUUGGGCAGUGGCUAAACUGCUGCAAAAAGUGCUUUCAUCCUAACUCCAGUCACCCUUAAAAUAACAACACCAACCAAACCCAGCCCAGCCCCCAACACCAACAGCCAGCGCCCACUUCCUAUGCUCGACAGCAGGCGCUGCAAUAUCAUGCUUUUAUUGUGAAACUUGUAGAGGUUUGCACACAUGCACAUAUCAUACAUCCCUCUGCCCUCCUCUCAGCCCUGACCAUCUCUCCCCUCCCUUCACUCCCCUUGUUGUCAGUGAUGUCCUGUGUUGUUGCUCUUUUGAUUUUGUUAAUAAAUCAUAGUUCUGUCACUCAAACUCUCUCCAUGUUGUACAUAGUGCUUCUUAAACGGCUUCAUUGCUCUAGAUCAUUUGUCCGGUUUUCUUCAUCACUCUUUUUUUAAAGUCUAUGUGUAAUAUAAACUGUAUGUACACCUUGUUCCAAGAUGUCCUUCCCCCGUGUCAGUAUUCUGCUAUCAUCCAUGUAAGAGACACACUGUGUUCAGCAGUUCAAAUGUUGUGAUGCCACAGUGAUUUGCAGUGAAUAUAGUGAACAUGCAGCCCUCACAGCUUGUUAACAUGGCCACUGUCUAAGUACAUAGUCAUUUAUUAUAGAACUAAUUACAUAGAGAGUAAAUAUUUAAGCCAUGUGGAUGAAACUAUGGCUUUUAAUCCUGACUGUUAGCAUAUCCUACAAACUCUAUUAAUAGGGUAGUGUUAUUGCAAUUUGAUGCCAUGAUUGAUUGUAUAGUAUACACUUUUUCCUCAGGGAGCUAAAUCUGACCAUUCAAAAGCAAGCGUUGAAUAUUUAAUUGAUUUAUUUUAAUUCAUAAAAACCACAUCAUAAGGCAGGGUAUAAAUGCAAGUAUGUGAACAGCAUUGUUGAUGGACCACUGGGCAUUAACUGUUACAGCUAACCUUGAGAAAUGAAAAGAGUUGGAGCAUAGCUGGACGCCAUAGUACAAGACAAACAACUUCUUCGCACACCAAGCUAGACUUCUUUACCCACGAUUCAACCCUUGCAAUAUGAAGUCCUACUUUAAGUGUGUUAUGCAUGUCCAUCCGCUGCUAGAAGACGCUGAAUAAUUCAUUUAUCCAGACAAAAAUAUCCUAACAUGGCAACCGCAUGCUCCAUAUGUAGGCCACACAGAGGAGAGGCCAUAUUUAUCUGCUAUAGUGCCACUCUUUUUGUUUCAUGUCUCUUUACCUUUCCAGACUGUGAUCAUCACUGUAAAUUAAAACCUUGGAAAAUGCCAAUAAAACCAUCAUAACUGUAGAACCAAA